AUGUCGCCCACACUCGACAAGAUCGAUACCAACCCUCCACCUUCGGCCAGCAGACACAAGACCACAAUGACGCCCACUGCCACCAAACCAUUGUCCGAGGAGGAGACCAAGGCUUUCAAGGACGUCUUUGCCCUCUUUGACAAGGAUGGAAGCGGCACGAUCACGGCCCAAGAACUCGGCGAGAUCAUGAAGUCUCUCGGCCAGAAUCCUUCCGACUCCGAGUUGCAGGACAUGAUCAAUGAAGUCGACGCCGACCACUCCGGCAGCAUAGAUUUUGAUGAGUUUCUCAAGAUGAUGUCCACAACCGUCAAAGCCCAGGACUUCGCACAUGAAACCCGCGCGGCAUUCAACGUCUUCGACAAAGAUGGCUCCGGUACAAUCUCCGCAGAUGAACUGCGCCAGGUGAUGAAGUCCCUCGGGGAGAACUUGACCGACGAGGAGAUCGAUGAGAUGAUCCGGGAGGCGGACAAGGACAGGAAUGGAACGAUAGACUACGAAGAAUUUGUGCAACUCCUGUCACCAAAGCCAUAG
This is a messenger RNA of Cladophialophora carrionii CBS 160.54, 531 nucleotides long. RefSeq lists its product as uncharacterized. The record is from RefSeq and is a predicted model, not a curated record. NCBI's taxonomy places the organism in Eukaryota, Fungi, Ascomycota, Eurotiomycetes, Chaetothyriales, Herpotrichiellaceae. The coding region runs from base 1 to 531 and encodes 176 amino acids. The transcript has 7 exons. Gene Ontology annotation, molecular function: enzyme regulator activity; calcium ion binding.